CCUCAGUCAACCGCAGGCUGCCUGCUGCUGCGCACACAGAGGGAGCGUCACUUCUCCUCCUGCACAACACGGACGUCGUCGGGAUGCAGUUGACAGAAGCUUUCCUCAAAUACCAGCUGGCCUGGCCUCAUAUGCACUACUUUUUAUCUGCGCUGUGCCUCGUUGCCGCCGUGUACAAAUUAACCUUCAUCCUCCUGAAACGGAAGGCUCUUCUGAAGAGCUUUGAAGCCUUUCCAGGACCCCCGGCACACGUGUUGUUUGGAAAUGUUCUGGAGUUUAAACAAGAUGGGACCGACUUUAUCAAAGUGUUAAAGUGGGCGGAGAGCUAUCCCUAUGCUUUCCCUAUGUGGUUCGGCCCGUCUAUUUGUAUUCUCAACAUUCACCACCCAGAUUAUGUCAAAACUAUUCUGGCAUCAACAGAGCCAAAGGAUGAUUUUGCAUAUAAAUUUAUCGAGUCUUGGAUCGGAAAUGGUUUGUUGGUGUCAAAAGACCAGAAGUGGUUUCGCCACCGGAGGCUCCUGACUCCAGGUUUCCAUUAUGAUGUUUUAAAACCAUACGUGAAACUGAUGUCAGACUCUGCCAAAACAAUGCUGGACAAAUGGGAACGCUAUGCCAACUCUAAAGAGUCCUUUGAAUUGUUUGAGCAUGUGAGCCUGAUGACACUGGAUAGCAUCAUGAAGUGUGCCUUUAGCUGCAACAGCAACUGUCAGACAGAGGGGGGAACAAAUGCCUACAUCAAAGCAGUGUAUGAGCUCACCAAUCUUAUUAACCUCCGGGUGAGGAUGUUUCCAUACCACAGUGAUCUCAUUUUCCACCUCAGCCCACAUGGUUUCAGAUACAGGAAAGCAUACAAGGUGGCUCAAAGUCACACAGAUGAGGUCAUCAAAAAGAGGAAAGAGGUACUGAAGCAAGAGACGGAACUGAGCCGCAUACAGGCCAAAAGAUACUUGGAUUUUCUGGACAUUCUUCUCUUUGCACGAGACGAAAACCAGCAGGGCCUGUCGGAUGAAGACCUGCGAGCAGAAGUGGACACUUUUAUGUUCGAGGGGCACGACACCACGUCCAGCGGCAUCUCGUUCAUCCUCUACUGCUUGGCCUGCCACCCGGAGCACCAGAAGCUCUGCAGGGAUGAAAUUUGCGAAGCUUUACAAGGCAAAGACACCAUGGAGUGGGAGGAUCUUAAUAAAAUUCCAUACACCACAAUGUGCAUCAAAGAAUCCCUUCGUCUUUAUCCUCCUGUACCGGGAAUAUCCAGGCAGAUCACUAAACCCAUCACCUUCUUCGAUGGAAGAACGUUGCCAGCAGGCUCUCACAUUGGAGUAAGCAUGUUUGCAACUCACAGAAAUGCAACAGUCUGGGAAAACCCUGAUGUCUUUGACCCGCUGCGAUUCCUCCCAGAAAAUGUCUCUAAGAGGUCACCUCAUGCAUUUGUGCCUUUCUCAGCUGGACCAAGAAACUGCAUCGGCCAGACAUUUGCCAUAAAUGAGUUGAAGGUGGUGACGGCCUUGACACUAAAGCGCUACGAGCUGAUAGAGGAUCCCGACAAUAAGCCCAAGAUAAUUCCCAGACUGGUUCUCCGCUCUCUUAAUGGCAUCCACAUCAAGAUCAAACCAGUGGAACCAGAAAUGUGAUGGAAAAAAAGAAUCUGAUGGAUUCAAUCAAAGAGAAACAAAUUGCUUAGAAAGUGGAUAAAAAAAAAAACCUGAAGUGCAAUUUGAGGAAAUUUUUACACUAAUGUCUCAUGACGAGGAAAUUUGUGUUUAAAACUGUUUUUCUAGAAAUAUUUGCACCGUUUAUCUUAAAAUGGGUUUGUUAUAUAUUUAGAGAUAAGCUUCAUCUUGAAGCAAAACUAUAAGCAUUGCAUUAUAAUAAAGCACAUUGUUGUAAUACUGAAGAAUGUGUCUAAAAUAGUGAGAUUGAAUGGGGGUUUUUUUUACAUUAAUUAACAGUUCAUUUCUGCAGCUAGGAAUAUGUUAUAUUUCUGUUGUUGGGGCAAAAUAAAACAGAAAAAGAAAAUAAGUACACACA
Molecule: messenger RNA, 2028 nt
Organism: Poecilia latipinna (sailfin molly)
Lineage: Eukaryota; Metazoa; Chordata; Actinopteri; Cyprinodontiformes; Poeciliidae
Gene: cyp4t8
Product: cytochrome P450, family 4, subfamily T, polypeptide 8
Exons: 12
Coding region: 84-1631 (515 amino acids)
Molecular function (GO): monooxygenase activity; iron ion binding; oxidoreductase activity, acting on paired donors, with incorporation or reduction of molecular oxygen
Source: RefSeq, a predicted model, not a curated record